Amborella trichopoda is the source of this 1451-nucleotide messenger RNA. It is a transcript of the gene MIZ1, whose product is annotated as MIZU-KUSSEI-like protein (Protein of unknown function, DUF617). The record is from RefSeq and is a predicted model, not a curated record. Gene Ontology annotation, biological process: hydrotropism. NCBI's taxonomy places the organism in Eukaryota, Viridiplantae, Streptophyta, Magnoliopsida, Amborellales, Amborellaceae.
CACACUCUUCUACAUUAUACAGACCGCAUGCUAAGCGAGUCCUUCAGAUUUUUUUAUGCCUGAAAAUAUUGAAUAAACAAAUCUCCCUCUAAAAUUAAAUUUGGAGAGAGGACUCGUUCAAAUAGAUGCGUCGACCCACUUACAGAAACCUUGUCAUCCAGAGAAGAUGCAGUGAGGGUAAAGUCGCAUGGAAGAAACCGACCCCACAUCCACUGUUUAAAUGCGUUUGAGCAUCCACACCAUAAAUUAAAUCAAAUCAAAAUCAUUUCUCACUUCAAAACAAAACAAAACAAAACAAAAGCAAAAUACCCCCCCUUUAUUUCCUUCAUCACAACUCUAUAAGCAAAAUAAAUCAUCAUCGGAGUCAGUACAUCUCCAAUUCCUCCUCCUCUUCCCUGAGGUCAUGUCGCCGGAAUCCCCCCGCCUUCGCCACAGCUCCAGCUUAGGUGCAGGCAGCCGCAAGACGCCCACCGCCCCCGCCCCGGUCCGCACCACCUCCGACCCCACCCUCGUGCGUGGCCACGCCGCCCUCCUCCCCAAUCGCGGCCAUGGCGGCGGCCGCAGCCGAGCCAUGACCCUGACCUCAUCACUCCGUUGCCUGGUCUCACGACUCUUUCUCCCCCUCCCCACAAUCUCCAUGGCCUGUCGAUUCGCCCGCGUGCCUGCCCCCUGCGACCUAGGCCGCCGCGUCACCGGCACGCUCUUCGGGCACCGCAAGGGCCACGUGACCUUCUCGGUUCAGGCGAGCCCCAGCGCGGAACCCGCCCUACUGCUCGAGCUGGCCGUUCCCACCUCCGGGCUCGUCAAGGAGAUGGGCUCCGGGCUGGUGCGCAUUGCUCUCGAGUGCGGGCGCGUCCACAGCUCGCCGAGGUCUCUGUUUGAUGAGCCGGUGUGGAGCAUGUAUUGCAACGGGAGGAAGGCGGGGUACGCGGUGGCGAGGGCGUGCAGCGAAGGGGACUGGAGGGUUUUGAGUGCGGUGAAGGCCGUUUCAGUAGGUGCAGGGGUGUUGCCUCCUCCGCCAUCUCCUUCGAAUGAGGGGGAGGAGGUGAUGUAUAUGAGAGCCCGGUUUGAGAGGGUGGUAGGGAGCAGGGAUUCUGAGGCCUUUUAUAUGGUCAGCCCAGAUGGCAACGGUGGUCCGGAGCUUAGCAUCUUUCUGCUCCGGAUAUGAGCACAGCGAUUGCUCCAUGCUGCUCUCUCUCACAGUGAUGUAAUCCUCUCUAAAAACCCUUUCUUCAUUCUCGCCAUGAAAUUUAACGUUAGCUUCCCACUAACCCAAGAAUUCCACUCUCUCUGUAACUUUAUUUGAAACAUUUAUAUUUUGAUAAAAUGACAGAGUGAAGACUGACUGAAAAUGGGAGAGGGAGGGACUGUAAAUAGGUUCUGUGGCGAGCAGCAUAUUCCACUGUAAUAAUAUUUUGUUUUGAAUGAGUAAUGGAACCCUAAUUUUUAUC